AUGCAUACCCUCCACUGCCUCGAUCACAUCCGCAAGUCCUUAUAUCCAGAACAAUAUCAUGAAGACAGCCCGGUACACGGAACGUUGCACAGAGAUCACUGUCUCGACCAUCUCCGACAAACCAUCAUGUGCAACGCAGAUCUUACCCCCAUUCCUUCGAAAUUCUACCUCAGUCUCGGUGAUAAUUACAUCGACUCGAAUCAGCCGCACACCUGCCGGAACUGGAGCAAGGUGCGGGAUUGGGUUUCCGAGAGGUAUAAUGGCAGUCUGGCCGUGCCACCAGCCCCUGGUACGGUUGCAACCGUGUCGGAGUGGUCUUGA
Molecule: messenger RNA, 321 nt
Organism: Pseudocercospora fijiensis CIRAD86
Lineage: Eukaryota; Fungi; Ascomycota; Dothideomycetes; Mycosphaerellales; Mycosphaerellaceae
Exons: 2
Coding region: 1-321 (106 amino acids)
Biological process (GO): mycotoxin biosynthetic process
Source: RefSeq, a predicted model, not a curated record